Molecule: messenger RNA, 3141 nt
Organism: Sphaeramia orbicularis (orbiculate cardinalfish)
Lineage: Eukaryota; Metazoa; Chordata; Actinopteri; Kurtiformes; Apogonidae
Gene: sorcs3a
Product: sortilin related VPS10 domain containing receptor 3a
Exons: 27
Coding region: 138-3095 (985 amino acids)
Cellular component (GO): membrane
Source: RefSeq, a predicted model, not a curated record
GGCCCGUGUCGUGACUGGAUGUGUCCACAGAACAACAGGUGAUCCUGAUUCUGACCAAACUGUACGACUUCCACAUCGGCAGCGUCACUGAGAGCACGCUCUGGAGAUCUACUGACUCCGGCUCCACAUAUGAGAGAAUGAACGACAAGGUCGGAUCCAAGACUGUCCUCAGUUAUCUGUACGUCUGUCCAACCAACAAGAGGAAGAUGAUGGUGUUGACAGAUCCAGAGUUUGAGAGCAGUGUUCUGAUCAGCGCUGAUGAAGGAGCCAGUUUCCAGAAGUACCGCCUCACCUUCUACAUCCUCAGCCUUUUAUUCCAUCCAUCAGAGGAGGACUGGGCCCUGGCCUACAGCCACGACCAUAAGUUGUACAGCUCCGUGGACUUUGGACGGAAAUGGCAGCUGGUCCACGAACACGUGACGCCCAACAGAUUCUACUGGUCUGUCUUGGGUCUGGAUAAAGAACCGGACCUGGUCCACAUGGAGGCUCACACUCCAGAUGGAAAUGUUCAGUACGUCACCUGUCGGGCUCACAUGUGCACUGACGCCAACAGGGACUACCCGUUCUCCGGUUACAUCGACAUCAGCUCGUUGGUGGUGCAGGACGACUACAUCUUCAUCCAGGUCCCCACCUCAGGACGGGCCACCUACUACGUCUCCCAUAAAAGGGACCAGUUCAUCCAGAUCAAACUGCCCAAAUAUUCUCUGCCUAAGGACCUGCACAUCGUCAGCACUGAUGAGAAGCAGGUGUUUGCAGCUGUGCAGGAGUGGAACCAGAAUGACACCUACAACCUGUACCUGUCCGACACCAGGGGCAUCUACUUCACCUUGGCCAUGGAGAACGUCAGAACCACCCGCAGCCAAGGGGGGAACCAGAUGUUGGACCUGUAUGAGGUGGCAGGAAUCAAAGGCAUGCUGAUCGCCAACAGGAGGCAGGAUAACCAGGUGAAGACCUACAUCACCUACAACAAAGGGCGGGACUGGAGGCUCCUGCAGGCGCCCACAGCAGACCUGGACGGAAACGACAUCCACUGCAUUUUACCGUUCUGUUCACUCCAUCUUCAACUGCAAAUGUCGGAGAACCCCUACCUGUCCGGAACCAUCUCCACCAAGAGCUCAGCUCCAGGGAUCAUCGUGGCCACAGGGAACAUCGGAUCGGAGCUGUCCUACAACAACGUCGGAAUGUUCGUAUCAUCUGACGCAGGAAAUAGCUGGAGACAGAUUUUUGAAGAGGAGCACAAUAUCUGGUUUCUGGACAAAGGCGGCGCCCUGGUGGCUGUCAAACAACCGUCUGUUCCCACCAGACACCUGUGGGUCAGCUUCGACGAGGGCAGGCAGUGGACCCAACACAGCUUCUCCACGGUGCCUCUGUUUGUGGACGGCGUCCUGGUGGAGGCGGGGGCCGACAACCAGAUCAUGACCUUUUUCGGACACUUCAGUCACCGCUCCGAAUGGCAGCUCAUCAAGAUCGAUUAUAAGUCCAUCUUCAGCAGGAAAUGCACAGAAGAAGACUAUCAGACCUGGCACCUGCAUAACCAGGGUGAACCGUGUGUGAUGGGCCAGAAGCAGAUCUACAUGAAGCGCAGGCCUGGGAACUAUUGCAUGCUGGGAAAGGACUACUCUCGGAUCCUGUCGGCUGAGUCGUGUAUCUGCAGAGCCCACGACUUCGAAUGUGAUUAUGGAUAUGAGCGUGGUGCAGAUGGAACCUGCAGAUCUGCCUUCUGGUUUAAUCCAUCCACUGUGUCCACGAGCUGCAGCACCGGACAGAACUACCUGAACAGCACCGGGUACCGCAAAGUGGUUCUGAACAACUGCACCAAAGGAGUGAAAGAACUGUACACGGCCAGGAAACAGCAGUGCCCCAACAGGCCGCCCAAGGGACUGCAGCUGACCACCAAGGACCGCAAACUGACCGCUAACCUGGGCCUCAACGUCACCUUCCUGGUCAACCUGGACCAGGGUGACUCUUUACGAACCAACAUCCAGCUGGACUUUGGUGACGGCACCGCUGUGUCCUACUCCAACCUGAGCUGGACCGAGGAGGGCAUCAAACACGUGUACAAGUCCGCUGGGAUCUUCAGGGUCAGCGCUCUGGCAGAAAACACCCUGGGAUACGACACCACCAGCCUGUACCUGCACGUCACAUGUCCAGUAGAACACGUCCAGCUCCUGGCUCCCUUCGUGGUCAUCAGGAAUAAGGAGGUGAACAUCACGGCGGCGGUCCUGCCCCCCCACCCCCGCACCGUCACCUACUUCUGGUGGUUGGACAAUAACACUGAGCCCCUGGUGACGUUGGACGGAAGUGUCUCCUACACCUUCAGCAGCGAGGGAGUCCACAGCGUCACCGUCCAGGUGUCUGCGGCCAACGCCAUCAUCCAGGACACCAAGACCAUCGUAGUCAGAGAGUUCUUCAAAUCUCUACUUUUAUCUUUCUCUCCGAAUCUGGACGAGUUCAACCCUGACAUCCCUGAGUGGAGACAGGAUGUGGCCCGGGUCAUUAAGAAGGCUCUGCUCCAGGUGUCGGACUUCCCAGAGGAUCAGCUGUUGGUGGCAGUGUUCCCUGGAGUCCCAACGGCCGCAGAGCUCUUCCUGUUACCGCAUAAGAACCAAUCAGAGAGCAAGAAAAAGAUGGAGGAGGAGCUGGAGCAGGUAUCUGAUGUCAUCGUAAAUGCCCUGAACCAAAAUCUGGUGGAGUUUGAGCUGAAACCUGGUGUGAGGGUGAUCGUCUACAACACACAGUUAACACUGGCUCCUCUGGUGGACUCCAACCCCAGACACAGUAGUUCUGCCAUGCUCAUGCUCCUCUCGGUGGUCUUCCUGGGCCUCGCCGUCUUUCUCAUCUACAAGUUUAAAAGAAAAAUCCCUUGGAUCAACAUCUACGCUGAGGUGAACCAGGAGAAGGAGCAGGAGAUGAUUGGCUCGGUGGGCCAGGGCCAGGCCACGCCCAAAAUCACCCUGAGUGAGUUCUCCACCUCCAAAGAGCUCAUGGACAAGGACCUGGACGCCAGGGUCCAACGAGGAGUGGGCGUGGCCUGUGGAGGAGUGGGCGUGGCCUGUGAGAGCAUCAGGGAGAUUCCAAACUGUACUAGUGUGUAAAGAACCAGAGCAGGCGUUCGUGUCCACAGUAAAGUAUCCAUAUGUG